AUGAGCGCGGCGGCGGCGCCGAGGAAGCCAAAGAAGGGCGCCGUCUCGUCGCCGCUGAAGGUGGAGGUCGCCAUGGGUGGAGGUGGAGGAGAGGACGGCGCGGGAUCUCUUCUUGCUCUCGCCGGAGGAGAGGAGGGACGGGGUCAGGGUCAGGGUCAGGCCACGACGCAGCUUCUUCGCUUCGCUUGGAUCUGCUUGCCUCCCCGUUUAUUCUUCUUCUUCUUUCUUGUUUCUGUGGACUGGAAUUGCCAUGGCAAAGAACAAAAAUACAAUAAUAUACCGGUAUUCCUUCAUGCCCUCAUGGGCCGAGAUUGA
Molecule: messenger RNA, 315 nt
Organism: Miscanthus lutarioriparius
Lineage: Eukaryota; Viridiplantae; Streptophyta; Magnoliopsida; Poales; Poaceae
Source: the annotation of a GenBank genome assembly